GAAAAUAUAAUUUUAUAUUGUAAAAUGUCAACUGGUUUUACUUGCAAAGAUGUUUUCUUGUCUUUUGAAGAUCUAAAAGCAAAUAUUAAAAAAUAUGAAGAUGCUAAUUUUGUGCAAUUAUGGAUGAGAGACGCCAAGACAAUUAAUGCUGCUAGAAAAAGCAUUCCAAAGAGAGCUAGUAUUAUGGCUCCACAAAUUAAAUACUCUUUUAUAAAGUACUGCUGCAUUCAUGGUGGACAAAAAUUUAAAUAUAAAGGUUUUGGAAAACGUCAAACUUCGACAUAUAAAAAAGAUUGCCCUUUCUACCUACACUUUAAGGCAUCGGAGGAUGGACAAGCAUUAAUCUUGCAUAAAUUGAACAAUACACAUAAUCACGAAGUAUCUGAAAUUUUCUAUAAACACUUACCUAAUCAAAGAAGACUACCUGAUUAUGCUAUUGCUAAAGCAGAAACCUUGUUAGGUUUGAAAGCUAACAAAAAAUUACUUCAACGAGAAUUGUUAAAUGAGACUGGGAAAAUGAUAACGCUCCGAGAUUUAUCAAAUAUUGCUGCUUCUGCACACAAAAGUGACACCCGAAAUGAUAUAACAGCCUUUAUUACAACUUUAAAGGAAAAAUAUAAUGCUAAUGUUGAAGUUUUGACAGAUGCAGACAAUAAUUUGCAAGGGCUUUUUUUUCAAGAUUUUUUUAUGCACAGUGUCUACAACGCAUAUCCUGAGUUUUUAUGCAUGGAUGCGACAUAUAAAUUGUUAGAAAUUCGACUGCCUGUUUAUAUUCUGCUAUGCGAAGAUGGAGCUGGUGAAAGUGAAAUAGCUGCUGUAGGUUUGCUCACGCAUGAAGAUGCUGCGUCUCUUAGUUGGUUUGUUGAAAGAUUUAAGAGUUUCAAUAUUGCUUGGCCAAAGACAAAUGUCUUCAUGACAGACAAAGACUUAACAGAAAGAGAGAUUUUAUGUAGUGCUUUUCCUGGGGUUUCUCUAUUACUCUGCUUAUUUCACACCAUGAGAACUUUCAAUCGUGAGAUUACAACUUCCAAACUUGGGAUAACAAGCGGUGAACGGACUUCAUCUUUAGAACUUAUUCAGAAAUUGGCUUACGCUACAUCAGAAGAAGUUUAUGAUGAACUAUAUAGAUUAUUUAUUUCAUCUUCUCCAACUACUGUUGUAGAUUAUUUUAACAAGAACUGGCAUAAUAUUCGUGUUGAUUGGGUUCUUGGUUUAAAUUUUGCUAGUGGAAAUUUCAUGAACAGCACCAACAACCGCCUUGAAAAUUUCAAUGGCAAAUUAAAAGAAGUGAUUGACUGCAACAGUUCCUUAGAAAAUUUCCUGGAUAAAUUUUAUGUUGUUCUAGCAUCAAUGCGUAAUGAGAGAGAUCAUAAGACUAUUUUUCAAAUGCAAAAAGUUCUGGUUGACAUGUUUGAUCCCAACUCAGCAGAGGCAGCAUAUAAGAAAGUUCUAACAUUGUAUGCAGCUCAACAUGUUUUAAAGCAAAUGAGCUUGCGUGGAGACAUUAAUUUGUUACAAAGAGAAAAUGAAUACUUUAUGGUAAACACCACUGAAGGUCUGCAUACAGUCACUUGGAAUUUUUGUUCAUGUAUGUUUAGAAAGUCAAUGCACUUACCUUGUAGACAUAUUUUUGCUGCUCGCCAAUUCCUUAGAAUAAAUUUAUUUGAUAUUGACUUAUGUGCUGAACGCUGGACAUUAAAGUACUAUCGGCAGCAUCAACGAGCUUUUAAUAGUCCUAUAAUGGCUGAUGAGUUGAGAUCUGUAGAGUUUCAUGUAGCUCCAAAAAAAAAACUCCUUUCUCAGCAUGAGAAGUUUAAACUUGCUCUACAGGAAACAUCAUUUCUUGCUACCCUUGUUUCUGAAUCCACUGGACAGACUUUUGAACAACGUCUCAGUCUUUUACAAGCUCUAAAAAAAGGUUGGACUGAUGGAAAGGUCAUGUUAGUUAAUGAACUUAUUGAUGUGGACAUUUGUUCUUCAAAAACAGAAAGUACAUUACCUAGUGCAUUAACUAUAGUUACAGAAUCUCCAAUAAAUUCAUUGGGAUGUGUAUGUUAAUGGUGUAAACACUUCAGUAGCACCGUUAGUAGUCAGUAAUAAAAAUGUUUUAAGCACUAAAAAAAAUGCUUCACAAUUAAAUACAGAGUAUGCAAUUGAUAACGACAGCAUUUUAUUAGAGGAAGCUAUUGAAGCUAAUGAAGAGUUAACAUCUGUGAAGAAUUAUGCAGGUGCAAGUUUAAAUUGAUUCUCCUAUUAAAUAUAUCUUUAUUAAAAUACAAAUAAAUCAACAAAUUUAAUAUUUUCACACUUUAAAAACCAUAAAUUUCUUGUAGAGUCUCACCUGAACAGGAUUCGGGUGCCGAAAUAUGUUUCUCGAUGUGGACGACCUAAAGGUUCUACUCUGACCACUAUUGGUUUGCCAAAAAAGCGACAACCUAAUUUGUAUGAAAAAAGAGUACCUUUUUUGAAAUUACAUCCAUCAAAAAGACAUGCUAUGAUGCUGGGUUGGUUUUUAAAACCAGAUGAUGUCCAUAAAGCUCUUUCUGGAAUUCUCAUUGAAAGUAAUUGUAUUGAAAAAAGAGUCAAUCAUAUCUCAUCUGCUAUUCUUGAUGAAAGUGCUGGAGGAGCUCUUUUGUCGCUACAAGGGUAUUUUACCCCAGAUGGAUGGAAAGUGCUCCAUGAACUAAUUGAUACCAAAUCUCGUCAAAAAGUUUGGCCUUGUGCUGUGUGCCAAAAAAGCACUUGCUUGGGUAAUGACAUUGGGGACUCAGUAGGAUGUGAUUCAUGCCUUUUGUGGUUUCACAAAAAAUGUUUUGGUCAGAAAGAAGGAAAUCUUCUAAAAUCAAAAUACUGGUUUUGUCAUUCUUGUUAGAAUAUUUUUUUAUUAAUGAAAUAUAGUUAUACUUGA
Hydra vulgaris (swiftwater hydra) is the source of this 2908-nucleotide messenger RNA. Lineage: Eukaryota; Metazoa; Cnidaria; Hydrozoa; Anthoathecata; Hydridae. The record is from RefSeq and is a predicted model, not a curated record.